Messenger RNA from Symbiodinium natans, 1356 nucleotides. NCBI's taxonomy places the organism in Eukaryota, Dinophyceae, Suessiales, Symbiodiniaceae. The record is from the annotation of a GenBank genome assembly.
AUGGCAGGGACGCUGAGCCAAACAUCCUUGCAGGAUGUACGGGCACAUGAGUGUGAGCCGAAGGGGGAGGAUCCUUUGGCUCCGAGGGCGAGCACUCCAGACGAGGGUAAAGAUUUUUUGGUGGCUGAUGCACUGUCCUCGGAUGACAUGCGCCUGCUCUUCCAACUGCAGGUAAUCAACAGCCAGUUGCGUUCAGAAUUGAGUUUGGAAGACGAGGACCUACCACAGGUGGAGUCUCAAACCGAUGAGUUUGUGGACCAGCUGAGGCGAGCUGCUUUGGAAGGCCACUUGCUCAAGUCUGAGCUGAAGUCCUUGGAGAAGGAGCUGUCGAGGAUGGCUGCCAAUCUCACGGAGGACGAGUUGAACAAGUGUGCCGAGAACACGCAAACUCCACUCCGAAGGUCUUCUGCUGAUCUUGUGGAACAGGGUCAACAGGUUACCAGACAAACUAUUGAGCUCAGCUCCUGUUACGAAGAGCGGGUUCGGAGGCUUGAGGCUGAAUUGCACGCGGCUGCGGCAAGCCAACUGCCUCCACAGGGGGCAGCGCCCGUGUGGAUGUUGCAGCAGCUUCAGGUGCUCGAGGCAGAUUGCGAGCUCCUGGAAAUGUCCUAUGCGCAGGCGCAAGAGAAGCGCAAGGAGCUGGAGGAUCGUGUCCUCCAAAGGCUGCACAUGGAGCAGCAAAGUCAGCUGAAGGACAUAGGCAACUUGACGGACAUCGUUAGCCACAGCAAGCGGGACGAGCCUGCCCCAAGCGUGGAGCCUCUGAAGGAAGAGGCAGCGCAGCUCCGUGCAGAGGCAGAGCGCCUGCGCGCGCAGCGUGCCAAAGACCAGGCGCAAGCUUCGCAGCAAAGCACAGCUCUUCGGCAAGAGCUCUGUGACCUGCAGGACCACUGUCAGCAAGCGUUGGCGCGACGAAGCCGGCUGGAGGCAAACGUGAAGGAUUUGAAGAACUCGCACAGCAACUUCGCCAACACCAGCCGCGAGGUGCUGGAGCUGCGAAGGGACAAGGAGCUAUUGGACAAGGAUCGCCAGAGGAUGGAGAGAAGGAUAGCCAUCCUGGAUGCGAAAAUUGAGAGCUUGCAGAAAGAGGCUGAAGACCUUCGUCAGCGUGCUUGUGUGGUCAUGAGUUCUAUGCCAGAGCAGGCAGCGACUCUCGGUGACGCCCAGGUCUGGCAGCUGCAGGACGCUCUUCAGCAGAAGCAGCUGCAGGUGCAGGAGCUGCGCCGCCGGGAUGCCCGCGCUUUGAGAGAGCAGGAUGAAGCGCAUCAGCUGCUAGAGACGGCCCAGGUGGAUGCUUCUGUCCUUGAGCGCAAGAUCCGGCAUUUGAGCAGCAGGUCUCCACCUGUACAGGCCUGA